AUGGAUCGCCGGCCGGCUUCGAAGUUACUCCACCUAACAUUCAACCAGGAUGCCAGGUGUUUUGCCGUGGGCACGGACGGUGGAUUUCGGAUUUACACCUGCGAGCCCUUCGCGGAGAGCCUCCGCCGGGAUUUCGAUAUCCCCGGCGGCGUUGGCACGGUGGAGCCGCUUUUCCGCUUCUAUUGUAUACCGAUAGUCUUCGGUAAGGAUGACCCGCAGUAUCCUCCCAACAGGGUGUCGAUAUGGGACGACAUACAGACCGAGUUUACCGGCGAGAUCACGUUGCCAUCGGAUGUCCGUGGGAUUAGGAUUCGGAGAAAUCAUCUUGUUGUUGUACUGGAGCACACUGUUCGGGUUUACAGUUUCCCCGGUUUGAGACGGCUGAACGAGAUCGGGACGAUCUCAAACCCUAACGGACUCUGCGCUGUGUCUCAGGGCACAGACGAUUCGUUCGUGCUUGUGUGUCCGGAUUUACGAAAAGGUCAGGUUAGGGUUGAUAACUUCACCGACAAGAAAACUAGUUAUGUUAGGGCUCAUGAUUCCGCGAUCGCGUGCUUAGCACUCUCUAUAGACGGAAGAUGGCUGGCCACGGCCAGCACUAAAGGAACUCUGGUCCGCGUAUUCAAUACGCAUACCAGAGUUCUCCUGCAGGAGCUCAGACGGGGAGUGGAUCAAGCUGAAAUCUACAGUCUCGCUUUCUCCCCAUCCGCCGAGUGGUUGGCAGUCUCCAGUGACAAGGGGACCGUUCACGUUUUUAGCCUUAAAACCGCGAAUUCGGAGCCGGAACCGGAACCGGUCUCGUAUUCCUUGUCUUCCUUUAUCAUGAAAGGUGUUUUGCCUAGGUAUUUCAGUUCGGAAUGGUCGGUGGAUCAGUUUCGUUUGCCUCAAGGACGUAAAUAUAUUGUUGCAUUCGGGGAAAAGAAGGAUACGGUGGUAAUACUUGGAUGGGAUGGAAGCUUUUACAGAUGCAAGUUUGACCCUGCGGCCAGUGGUGAAGAAAUGACGCAGCUGGAAUACCACAAUUUCCUUGACCCGGAGGAGGAGGAGCCUUUCUAA
Messenger RNA from Oldenlandia corymbosa var. corymbosa, 1056 nucleotides. The record is from the annotation of a GenBank genome assembly. Lineage: Eukaryota; Viridiplantae; Streptophyta; Magnoliopsida; Gentianales; Rubiaceae.